CAGUGCAGGAGCGGUCCUCCCAGCGCCCAGCCUCUGCCCAGGCUCCCGCUUCUUCUUUGCCGCUGGGCCUCGGCCCAGGAGCCACGACGGGCGACACGGAGCCGCCAGUGCUGGAGGGGGAGCCGUGGGUGCGGGGCAGCGUGGGGGCAGAAGCCCCGGGACGCCCGCCCGGCCCCAGGCCCCGCUCCGCCCGAGCGCCCCCACGGGUGCCCCCCCCUUCCUGGUCCGAGCAGUGUGAGUGUGCCCGGGAGCCCGGCGGCGGCGGCGGCGGCGGCGGCGGCGGCGUGGAAACCGGCGUGGGCUGGGGGGUCCGGGCGGCGGGGGGCAGUGCCAUGCACAAGCACCAGCACUGCUGUAAGUGCCCCGAGUGCUAUGAGGUGACCCGCCUGGCUGCCCUGCGGCGCCUCGAGCCUCCUGGCUAUGGGGACUGGCAGGUGCCUGACCCCUAUGGGCCAGGUGGGGGCAAUGGAGCCAGCGCGGGCUAUGGGGGCUACAGCUCGCAGACCCUGCCCUCACAGGCGGGGGCUACCCCCACCCCCCGUACCAAGGCCAAGCUCAUCCCCACCGGCCGGGAUGUGGGGCCAGUGCCCCCUAAGCCAGUCCCGGGCAAGAGCACCCCCAAACUCAACGGCAGUGGCCCCAGCUGGUGGCCCGAGUGCACCUGUACCAACCGGGACUGGUACGAGCAGGUGAACGGCAGCGAUGGCAUGUUCAAGUAUGAGGAAAUAGUACUUGAGCGGGGCAAUUCCGGCCUGGGCUUCAGCAUUGCAGGUGGCAUCGACAACCCCCAUGUCCCCGAUGACCCUGGCAUCUUUAUUACCAAGAUCAUCCCUGGUGGAGCAGCUGCCAUGGACGGGAGGCUGGGGGUGAAUGACUGUGUGCUGAGGGUGAAUGAGGUGGACGUGUCGGAGGUGGUGCACAGCCGGGCCGUGGAGGCGCUGAAGGAGGCGGGCCCUGUGGUGCGGUUGGUGGUGCGGAGGAGACAGCCCCCGCCCGAGACCAUCAUGGAGGUCAACCUGCUCAAAGGGCCCAAAGGCCUGGGUUUCAGCAUUGCCGGGGGGAUUGGCAACCAGCACAUCCCAGGAGACAACAGCAUCUAUAUCACCAAGAUCAUUGAGGGGGGUGCUGCUCAGAAGGACGGACGCCUGCAGAUCGGGGACCGGCUGCUGGCGGUGAACAACACCAAUCUGCAGGAUGUGAGGCACGAGGAAGCUGUGGCUUCACUGAAGAACACAUCUGACAUGGUCUAUCUGAAGGUGGCCAAGCCAGGCAGCCUCCACCUCAACGACAUGUAUGCACCCCCUGACUACGCCAGCACUUUUACUGCCUUGGCUGACAACCACAUAAGCCAUAAUUCCAGCCUGGGUUAUCUUGGGGCUGUGGAGAGCAAGGUCAGCUACCCUGCUCCUCCUCAGGUUCCCCCUGCCCGCUACUCUCCUAUCCCAAGGCACAUGCUGGCUGAGGAGGACUUCACCAGAGAGCCCCGCAAGAUCAUCCUGCACAAGGGCUCCACAGGCCUGGGCUUCAACAUCGUAGGAGGAGAGGAUGGAGAAGGCAUUUUUGUCUCCUUCAUCCUGGCAGGAGGCCCAGCUGACCUGAGUGGGGAGCUGCGCAGGGGAGACAGGAUCUUAUCGGUGAAUGGCGUGAACCUGAGGAAUGCAACCCACGAGCAGGCUGCAGCUGCUCUAAAACGGGCUGGUCAGUCAGUCACCAUUGUGGCCCAGUACAGACCUGAAGAGUACAGUCGCUUUGAAUCGAAGAUACACGACUUGCGAGAACAAAUGAUGAACAGCAGCAUGAGCUCUGGGUCUGGGUCCCUCCGAACAAGUGAGAAGAGGUCUUUGUAUGUCAGGGCCCUAUUUGAUUAUGAUCGAACUCGGGACAGCUGCCUGCCAAGCCAGGGGCUCAGCUUCUCCUAUGGCGACAUUCUGCACGUCAUUAAUGCGUCUGAUGAUGAGUGGUGGCAGGCGAGACUGGUGACCCCCCAUGGAGAAAGCGAGCAAAUUGGUGUGAUCCCCAGUAAGAAGAGGGUGGAAAAGAAAGAAAGAGCUCGAUUGAAAACUGUGAAGUUCCAUGCCAGGACGGGGAUGAUUGAGUCUAACAGGGACUUCCCUGGGUUAAGUGACGAUUAUUAUGGAGCAAAGAACCUGAAAGGACAAGAGGAUGCAAUUUUGUCAUAUGAGCCAGUGACACGGCAAGAAAUUCACUAUGCAAGGCCUGUGAUCAUCCUGGGCCCAAUGAAGGACAGAGUCAACGAUGACCUGAUCUCGGAGUUCCCGCAUAAAUUUGGAUCCUGUGUGCCACAUACCACUCGGCCUCGGCGUGAUAAUGAGGUGGAUGGACAAGACUACCACUUCGUGGUCUCCCGAGAACAGAUGGAGAAGGAUAUUCAGGACAACAAGUUCAUCGAAGCAGGCCAAUUUAAUGAUAAUCUCUAUGGGACCAGCAUCCAGUCGGUGCGGGCAGUUGCAGAGAGGGGCAAGCACUGCAUCUUAGAUGUUUCCGGCAAUGCUAUCAAGAGGCUGCAGCAAGCACAACUUUACCCCAUUGCCAUUUUCAUCAAGCCCAAGUCCAUUGAAGCACUUAUGGAAAUGAACCGACGGCAGACAUAUGAACAAGCAAAUAAGAUCUAUGACAAAGCCAUGAAACUGGAGCAGGAGUUUGGAGAAUACUUCACAGCCAUUGUACAGGGUGACUCACUGGAAGAGAUUUACAACAAGAUCAAACAAAUCAUCGAGGACCAGUCUGGGCACUACAUUUGGGUCCCAUCCCCUGAAAAACUCUGAAGAAUCCCCACCAAGCACUCUCUUGUGAACAGAAGACAUCAAGUCCCUCUUCCCUCCUCCCUCUUCAGUCCUGUCCCCACCAGGAGAACAAAUGACUACUGUUCUUGUCCCCUUUUUUAGAUAUGUCCCAAAAAUUGAGUUUUCUAGUCCUGUUCUGUUUUUUUAAAUUUUCAUCUUGUUUUAGUUUAUUUUUUGGGAUGAUGCCAUCUCACUCAUCACGUGACUGUGCCCAUUCCUGCAUGGACCUUUCCCAAGCGCUAGCACAGGUGCAAAUCCAUCAGAGUCAUUGUUUUCAUAAAAACCAAGCAGAAGCGAAGAGACGAGAGGAGGACUGCCGGAAAGCCAGGCUCUGGACAGCUGCACGGCUUGUGAAGCGAGCUCGGUGCGCCGCGUGCCGAGAUGCCCCCGGGCAUUUCUGCUUCUCACGCUGCCGUCACGCAGCGCUGAACGGUGCAACGUAUGGCGACAGAAAGUAUCUUAUUUAUAUAUAGAUAUAUAUAUGUAAUUUAUAUAAAAUAUAUAGAAAUUAUUAUAUAUAUAUAUUAUACACUCUCAUAUAAUAUAUAUAUAUUCACACACAUUUGGACUAGAAAAUCUAUGGAGACUUCAUCAAUGGUACUGUGUUAUUAGAGAAAUGCUUUAAUUUUCAUAUUCCAAUCAGAUGGCAUCUUAUAUCCCAGCUGGUUGGGGAGGGAUCGAAAGUGGUAGUAAGUGCUGUACCAAGGGCACUUGCGUUUGGUCAUUCUCUUGAAAGCUGAGGUUGUCUCUAGGUCGGGGUCAGCGAGCGGGCUUUUUCUCUGGGGGCGAGAGGGUUGGGGACGGGACCCCGAAGCAGCUGCCGCCCGGGAGGCACAGUCAGUCCCGGGUGCAGAAAGCGAGAGGAUGGCUAACAGUGCUCCAGAUUAAAUUGCCUAUUGUUUUCUGCCACCCGAUGUGUCUGCAUGAGAGGUUUCCUUUUUGUUCAUUUUUAAGCUGCUGUUAAACCAAAACCAUGUUGUGCUACCGUGUCAGCCUUUUCAUUAUUCCAAAUUUUACUUUUACUAUUUAAGUGAAUGCGUAGAAUCCAAUUUGACAAGUGUUUUAAAGGCUCAUGACGUUGUGGAGGAGCCGGGCCUUGUGAUAGAGUAGGUGCGCCCGGCAUGGCCGUCCAGUCAGCGGAGGGGACGCGGGGGCUGCCGGGAGCCGAGAGCGGGAGCUGGGGCUCUGCGCCGCAGUGGGUCCCUUUGCUCCCUGGGCCGGGGCCAUGCCCGACCCCCCCAGAGGCCCCUCCGUGGGGCGCAGCACCGGGGAUAGGGAGUCACUUGCCUUCCGGCUCUGUGCUGGGACGGUGGCACCGCCCUGGGCCUGGCCAGCCGUGUGAUGAGAAGUUGGCUUUGGGUUUUUUUCCGCAGCUGCUCCAUACGCCCUACCCCAGCGCCCGCACCAACAGCUGGUAGCUUACUGUUGCUUCAGGAAGAGCGUGGACUCUAAGGCCGUCCGCGUGACCCGUGGAGCUAAGAUUCCCUUGCUGGUGAGACCUGAAACCGUGCUGGUUUUUCCCAGAGUCAGAAGGCAGUGACUGCGGUCGGGGGAGUCUCUUCUCUGACCACAAGUGCAGGUGGCAGGUGUGGCUCGGGCCCCGCCCUGCCCCCACCGGGCUCUUUUUGAAGCCACCGUGCCUCCCUCGGCCCACGACGGGCAUGUUACAGGGGAGAAGAGCAUGGACACGCCUGGCCCUGGGCUUGAGUCCGCGGUUUCCCAGCCCGUGGCGAUGGGACCGGUGGCACACGAUGCCAUGUCGAAGGCGCUUUGAGUGCUACCAGCCAAGUUUAGGAAAUCUGUUAACAGCUCUCCUACCAGCAUAAUGAGGCUAUAACUGCACAGUGUGGGGCAUAGAAUGAGGGGAAAGAAAGGGCAGCAGCUUUACCUGGGCAGUACACUGGAUUGAAGGCAAAGAGGGAUGACGUGAUGGCCGAUGGUGACUCUGGUGAGGAGGGGGGUGAGCGGGGAGUGUUGAUUUCCCUGAUGUUAAGUCAUGUACUCUGAGUGAUGCUCAACCCUCUGCCCCUCCCAGGGAAGGAAAUCAAGAUUCAAAGUAAGCAUGACACUAGUUGGUUUACCAGUGUUCCUUCCAAGGAGACAUAUAUUUUUUAAUAAACGAUAGUUGCAAUGAA
This is a messenger RNA of Odobenus rosmarus divergens (Pacific walrus), 4939 nucleotides long. It is a transcript of the gene DLG3, whose product is annotated as discs, large homolog 3 (Drosophila). The transcript is spliced from 19 exons. Lineage: Eukaryota; Metazoa; Chordata; Mammalia; Carnivora; Odobenidae. Bases 333 to 2786 code for a protein of 817 amino acids. Gene Ontology annotation, molecular function: kinase binding. Gene Ontology annotation, biological process: chemical synaptic transmission. Gene Ontology annotation, cellular component: postsynaptic density membrane; neuromuscular junction; neuron projection. The record is from RefSeq and is a predicted model, not a curated record.